Austrofundulus limnaeus is the source of this 812-nucleotide messenger RNA. RefSeq names its product lithostathine-1. The record is from RefSeq and is a predicted model, not a curated record. Lineage: Eukaryota; Metazoa; Chordata; Actinopteri; Cyprinodontiformes; Rivulidae. Bases 136 to 759 code for a protein of 207 amino acids. The transcript has 4 exons.
GUGGGCCUGUAUGAUGAUUCGUCGAAGUGGAGCUGGUCGGCACUGGACGGGUUUGGACCGCUAAGCUACACCAGCAACUGGAACAACAAUGGCCCUUAUGAUUCCAGGAAUUCGUGGGAGUUAUGCGUCGCCCAGAUGGGUGACACCUGGUUUGAGAUUCACUGCAACACCUCCCAGCCUUUUGUGUGCUAUACAAUUACACCAGGCUCAUCUACUAAGACAUAUGUGUUUGUAAGUGAAGCAAAGACGUGGUACGAGGCUCAGGCCUACUGCAGACAGCAAUACACUGACCUGGCAAGCGCGUUCUCACAAAAAGAAAGGGAUGAUAUUAAAAAUGUGAUACCAGGUGCGACCACAGCUUUUAUUGGCUUGUACAGACCUACCUGGAAGUGGUGGUCUGAUGGCACGGUCCACAUAUUUGAGCACUGGAUAAAAGGACGCCCGCUGAGCAGAACUGGGAACUGUGCAGCCAGCUUGAUAGACGCUGCCAACGUCGGAAAGUUGGUGGAGUACGACUGUGCAACAAGUUUUUCAUUCAUGUGCUAUGGCCCCCCAMAGGAACCGCCUCAAAUGAAAAAAAUUAAGCGCAUCAAGCUGACGGCGCUGAAAUCCACAGCUGACCUGAACGACCCUGCGGUGAUGAAUGACAUCCUGACUCAGAUGGAGCAGAAGCUCAGAGAGACGGGGAUCACAGCAAGUCUGAACAUUACCUGGAUAACCCAACUUGACAAGAAAACCUUCUAUAAAGAAAACAACUAGACGUGUUUUACAUGCAUUUAGAACCUGUUUCACUGAUAGGAUGUUCAUUGUAC